GAACUGGACAUUCUCAAUUUAAAUUAACCCCAAAAUAGAAAAUGUGUUCAAGUUUGUAAUUUCAACACUAACCCACACAUUAGCAAACCGAAUACUGUUUAUUUUAAUGUAUACCAAAAUAUUUCGUUAUUUUCUCGUCAGGCGAAAAGAAAGAUGACCAUAUGUUCAUGUGAGGGACCCCGCUGUCAAGAGAAAUCCCGAGGAUCUUGUUAUGUUUUGUGGAAGCUGGCGAACUUCCCUUAUUUAGCGAGUAAUUGUGAAUAAAAAUAUCAGUUAAAAUGUCUUCAGAGGAGUUUGAAAAGCUGCACGAGAUGUAUAAACAUAUUUACAAUGACAUUAAGUCGAUGCCGGAGAUAGCAGCGAAAUGUCGCGGAGAGGAAAAGAAGAGAAUCGUCAGAGAGUUUGAUGAAAAAAGCGGAGAAGCAGAGGAAGUGCUCAAAGGAAUGGAUGAAGAGUUGCUCUUGGCCCCAUCCUCCUUCCGUAACCCGAUGUCCACUACGAUGCGCAUGUACAGGAGGGACCUGGGCAAGCUGCAGAGGGACAUGAAGAGCACUGACCUGGGCCUGGGGUUCGGGGCUCGGGGGGAGUCCAAGUACGGAGCCUACACUGCCGAGAACGAGCACAGUACACAGCUGCAGUCCCAGAGAGCCCUUAUCCUCCAGGGCACAGAGUCCCUGAGUCGAGCUACACAGAGUAUAGAGCGCUCACAUCGGAUAGCAGCCGAGACCGACCAGAUCGGCACGGACAUCAUCGAGGAGCUGGGAGAGCAGAGGGAGCAGCUGGACCGCACCCGAGACAGACUCGUACACACCGGUGAAAACCUCAGUCGAAGCCGAAGGAUCCUGCGCUCCAUGUCCAGGAGGUAAUCCGCUGCCUCUCGUCUCGCACUUCUUGACUCAUGACAAACAAGCUCCUGCUGUCUGUCAUCAUCAUCAUGGAGCUGGCCAUCUUGGGAGCAGUCGUUUACCUCAAGUUCUUCCGGAAGUGAUUGUUUUAGAGACUUUCGUUCCUGUGUGACAAAUCUCUGGACCUUGGAAGUAGCCAGGGAGAGUUCCUGAACUAAAACUGGGACCAAAGUCUGUGUAGGAGCACAGGCACCUUUGGAAGGAGCAUCUGAAUAUUAUGAUUUUUUGCAAACAGUUGGAAUCAUCAUGGAAGAUUUCAAACUGCGUUUUCAAACUGGAACUGAAGCAACUUUGAGCAAAAUGUGUGCUCGAGUCUAGGCAAUUCAACUCUUAAUCUUCAACACCAGGGACAGACAUUAAGUGCAGUGUACUCUGCUUCAUUGUGCUCCAUUUCAGAUCAGUGAAGGUUUUUUUGUGCUUGAGGCUUAUUUGCUGACACAAUCAAUAGAUUCACUACUGAGAGACUGGUUGUUGUGCAUAUUUUCCUUGUUGAAAACUUAAGUGUACAGAAAUAGCAAACUUGAUUAAAUGCAGUCUUAGAUUUUCAAUUUAAAAAAAAAAAAGAAAAUGUAUUUAGUGUGUCCAAUUAUUAUUUUACCCCUGAUUUUCUCCCAGUUUGGAAUUGUUUCCCCACACAGCUCAGAAGUCCUGACGGUUCGGUGGGCAUCCUCUGAUCCCACGACCAAGCCAGCUUUCUCUUUCACCCAGGAACUCGAGAGCGGAUGUCUCCGAGCUACCGACCUCUGGAGGACAGAGGCCUGGCCAGCAGGGUUCACUGUAGUGCGAUGAGGAGAAAGCCCCUGCCGAUUUUGCUUCCCUAACCCACAGGAGCGCCAGAGCAAAUGUGACACUCCCUUCAGAGUCCCCAGCGAAGACUGGCCUACUUCGCACAGCCAGGACAUGAACCUGCGCUGUAUGACACGCCUUGCAGCUGCGCUUUUACCAGGUGUAAAAACUUUGUGUCCCUGGCACACUUUAAUCGCCAAGUCCCUUAAAGUGGGGUAUCCAAACUGGGGGCCUGGAAAUGGUUUCGGGGGCUGCAGUACAUACAGAAAUAUCUCUCAAAUCACACACCUAACAAAGCAAUGGGUCCUCAGUCAGGGUGCCUAGUUUGGUAGGACCAAGACAGUUGUGAAACCUCAGCACUAGUAGGAGCUGUGAUGCCAUCUAGUGAGAGCCCAGGGAAGUACAGUGGUGCACAACCGGUAGCAGGUAAAAUCGUUAAAGCAACUACUUGAUAAGUACGACUUGUUUUUCCCUAACGCAGCAAACCACACAGCACAGAUGCACUUGCAAGGGAGUAUGAUAGCUCUAUCAAUAGCUAGAGGCUGGAAGUUUAAAGGGAAUGCUUUAUAAUAACAUUUCUCCCACCAUUUUUGUUCUCCCACCAUUACGAAGGCGCAUACAUAUUUUCAAAUCAAUCGCUUUCUUUGAAACACAUCCAUACACGACGUAUUAAAACAGUACAGUGGCAGACUAAUAAACGCUGAUGGUACUGGACGAGUUUGGUACGCAAUGUGGAUAGUACUUCACAUUUCCCAUUCACAGUGAUAUGCUAUCAUUAAACUAACAGAAGUGGUGUAUUUUGGUCUUUGUCAUAUUAAUUAGUAGCUAAUGUUCACUAAAUGCUUGUAUUUCACAUGUUAUCUUCUAUUAAGUGUAGGGUGCCAAUACUUUUGUUUGCGACUGUUUCAGUAAAACAUCUUGUAUGGAUAUGUGUUUCAACGAAAGCUUGUGAUUCUUACAACUUGUUGGAUUCAUUUGAAAAUGUGUGUGUGCCUUUGUGUUAGGUUAUGCUAGUGGGCUCACAAAACCAACUAAAAAAUGUGGGAUUACAUGAGCUUGACCCUAGUAAUCUUUCAUUAAAUCUUAAACUAGAAAUGAAAAAUUUUGGGGGUUAUCUUUGAUCCUGAUCUAUCAUUUGAGACUUGUAUUAGGGAAGUUACAAAAGUACCAUUUGUGAAAUAUAGCCAAAUUGGACCAAUUAUUUCCUUAUCUGAUGCCGAGAGACUAAUGCAUGCCUUUGUUUAAUUUAGAAUUGAUUACUGUAAUGCACUUCUCUCUGGUACAGUAUCCCAAAAGGUGUGCUGUCUCGCUUACAGCUCGUUCAGAAUACCGCUGCUAGAAUUCUGACUAAAACCAGGAAAAGUGAACUCCCUGUGCACUAUAGAAUUGAGUUUAAGAUUUUGCUGUUAACCUGUUAAGCCCUAAAUGGAUUAGCACCUAGUUAUUUGCAGGAGUUACUGACCACGUAUCAUCGGAAUCGCACUCUAGUUAAUCCUAGGGUCAACAAAAUGAACAAGGGAGGAAGGGCUUCUUCAUACAGAGCCCCUAUAUUAUGGAAUGCACUCCCUUCUUUCGCCAGGGAAGCUGGGACUGUUGCAGUUUAAGUCAAGACUGAAAACAGUUUUAUAAAAACAGCUUUCUUAUUUUAGUGGGUUUAAUGUAACUUUUAAAUUGCUGCUUUUUAACAUUAUUUUUUAAUAUAUUGUUAUUUAAAUACGAGGUUUAAUAUGUUGACAUGCCUGGGGACCUUUAUACAAAUGUGUUGUGUAAAUGUAAAUGCGUUUUGCAAUUUACUGUACAGUGCUGUUUGAUACUUUUCUAUGAAGUGCUAUAUAAAUGCAAUAAAUAAAUGAUGGGAGAACAAAAAAAUGCACAAUUUCCGAUCGUUCUCAUAAAGCAUUCCUUUUAAACAAUGAAAACUCUCACCCUCUGGCUAUUGAUACAUUUUUGAACAUGGCCACCAAUCUCCAGAGAUAUAGGGCUGGUUGCAGAUACAGAUUAGCACUAUUUUGAGCUUCCUUUUCCAAGGCAACAUUAGGGAGUCAAGCAUUAGUGCUCAUCAGGGUUUGGGUUUGUAUCCCGUCGAAUUGAUCUUCAGUCCUCACGUAGUCAGUGGUGUUAUCUCCAGAUGGUGUUGGCUGCAGUCCCAUGUGUUUCUCACAGCUUCAUUGCUUUCACAUGUGAACCAGCACUGACCCACCAUCUGCACUUCUGUAGGAGGUAGUUUACAAAACAAAGCCUUUAGUUCCCACCAUGCUCAUGAAACUCUUUGAGGCAAUAUCUAUUUUUGUACAUUUUGUUUGUUUUAAAACACUUCUGAAAACAGGUAACCUUCAGUUAAGGUCAACAAAUCUUCAUGUCUGCACUAAACAAGUAUCUGAGCAGCUUCACACCGUCCUGGAUACCAUGAUUCUUGUACUGAGGGGUAUUCAGAAAACACUGCAGUUACAGAUUGGGUGGAGAAAAGCUGAUUAUUUGUUGGGUGGUAAUAAGUGGCAGUAAUAGGAACAUGAAUUAAAGCUAUAGGGCAGACUGUAGUCCAUCACAGCCACACUGGAACAGCUGGGGCAGAUGGGUGUGUAUCACAGGCACGCUGGGGCAGGUGGGUGUGUAUCACAGGCACGCUGGAACAGCUGGGGCAGGUGGGGUGUAUCACAGGCACGCUGGAACAGCUGGGGCAGGUGGGUGUGUA
Messenger RNA from Acipenser ruthenus (sterlet), 4383 nucleotides. Its product is annotated as vesicle transport through interaction with t-SNAREs homolog 1B-like. The transcript has 6 exons. Bases 279 to 866 code for a protein of 195 amino acids. Gene Ontology annotation, biological process: vesicle fusion with Golgi apparatus; regulation of protein localization to plasma membrane; retrograde transport, endosome to Golgi. Gene Ontology annotation, cellular component: SNARE complex; ER to Golgi transport vesicle membrane; Golgi apparatus. Gene Ontology annotation, molecular function: SNAP receptor activity; SNARE binding. The record is from RefSeq and is a predicted model, not a curated record. NCBI's taxonomy places the organism in Eukaryota, Metazoa, Chordata, Actinopteri, Acipenseriformes, Acipenseridae.